Molecule: messenger RNA, 1383 nt
Organism: Trichoplax adhaerens
Lineage: Eukaryota; Metazoa; Placozoa; Uniplacotomia; Trichoplacea; Trichoplacidae
Exons: 5
Coding region: 1-1383 (460 amino acids)
Biological process (GO): mitotic cell cycle; microtubule cytoskeleton organization
Cellular component (GO): microtubule; cytoplasm
Molecular function (GO): structural constituent of cytoskeleton; GTP binding
Source: RefSeq, a predicted model, not a curated record
AUGUCCAUAGUUACGUUACAACUAGGCCAAUUUGGCAACCAGCUUGGCUAUGAGUUCUUUAAUACUGUUCUUGACGAUAUUUAUUGUUUUCACGGAAAGAAUACUCUCAGAAAGAAACUUGCCGCGACUAAUAAGUAUAAUUACGAAGAUGCCGCUUUCGAGAGCUUUUUCUAUGCUACAUCUGACUUACCAUUAGCUCGUGCUGUUAUGAUUGAUACAGAAGCGAAAGUAGUCGAUGAUGUUUUUACCAAGGCGAAAAUGAGUAAAUUGUGGUCGUAUGAUCCAAAAUGUUGUAUACGCAAAAAACGAGGCUCUGGAAACAAUUGGGCUCUUGGAUAUUGCAUGGAUGGCGAUCAAGUUUUACUAGAAGAAAUUAUGGACAGCGUGCAAAGGCAAGUUGAGUACUGCGAUCGAUUUAGUGGAUUUUUGCUAUUAAUGAGUUUAGCUGGUGGAACUGGAUCUGGUCUAGGUACGCGAUGUACCGAAGAGUUACGAGAUCGUUAUCCUAAUAGUCAGAUUAUCAAUGAAGUUGUUUGGCCUUACAGUAAUGGAGAAGUUAUUGUUCAAGAUUACAAUACAAUUUUAACUCUUUCUCAUUUAUAUAAGGCAUCAACUGGACUCAUUAUUCUAGAAAAUGAUAAAUUACAUGAAAUAUGUACAAGACUGCUCAAAAUAAAAAAUGUGGGCUUUCAUCACAUUAAUAGAGUCAUUGCUCAUAAAUUAGCUGGAGUUUUGUUACCUUCUACUUGCUUGCAAAAUCAACACUCAAAACGAAAUGACUAUGCAGGGAUAAAUAUCUUCGGUGAGAUCGGGGAGCAUCUAUGUAGUCAUACCGAUUACAAGUUGUUGAAUAUUAUAGAUAUCCCUCAGAUUCCUGAUCACUCUUUCGAUUACACCAAUUAUAAUUGGCACGGACUGUUAAAACAUCUCCAUCAAAUGCUAAUUGCAAAUGCAUUUAUGGAGGAAAGUAAGUAUACUCAUAUUGAGCUGGCGAAGUUAUCAUCUGGAUUGCCUGUUCAUAGCGACGUUAUGGUUAAUAAAUCAAUCGCAAAUAUGUUGGUAAUUCGAGGGACUGAAAUCGAUAAAGCUGAUAUAGGCGCGUUUCGAGAUUCUCGCCUCUAUGUAAAUUGGAUGCCAAAUUCUUCUGGAUUAGCUACUAGAGUAAAUAGUCGUCCUUAUAAUAAGUACGAAAAAUCUGCUUUUCUGCUGAGCAAUAGCCAAUUUUGUAUACCAACUAUAAAUAAUGUAACGGAAAAAGCAUGGAAUAUGUUUGCAAACCGUGCUUACAUUCAUCAGUACAUUAGCAACGGUAUAUCGGAAGAUGAUUUCAUUGACAGUUUUGCUACUGCGGAACAAAUUAUUACUAAUUAUAAUAAGCUAUAA